Molecule: messenger RNA, 2019 nt
Organism: Nycticebus coucang (slow loris)
Lineage: Eukaryota; Metazoa; Chordata; Mammalia; Primates; Lorisidae
Product: lipoxygenase homology domain-containing protein 1-like
Exons: 11
Coding region: 1-2019 (672 amino acids)
Molecular function (GO): protein binding
Source: RefSeq, a predicted model, not a curated record
AUGACCCUGAUGAAUACUCUGAAUAAGGACAAGUAUAACUUCAACUGCAACCGCUGGCUGGAUGCCAACGAGGAUGACAAUGAGAUUGUGAGGGAAAUGACUGCAGAAGGCCCAACGGUGCGGAGGAUAAUGAGCAUGGCCCGGUACCGUGUGACCAUAUGCACAGGGGAACUUGAAGGUGCGGGGACCGAUGCCAACGUCUAUCUCUGCCUUUUUGGUGACGUGGGGGACACAGGGGAGCGGCUACUCUACAACUGCAGGAAUAACACUGACCUAUUUGAAAAGGGAAAUGCCGACGAGUUCACCAUCGAGUCGGUCACCAUGAGGAAGGUGAGAAGGGUAAGGAUCCGGCACGAUGGCAAAGGCUCAGGCAGCGGCUGGUACCUGGACCGAGUGCUGGUGAGGGAGGAGGGGCAGCCCGAAAGCGACAACGUGGAGUUCCCGUGUCUCAGGUGGUUGGACAAGGACAAGGACGAUGGGCAGCUAGUUCGAGAGUUGCUGCCCAGUGAUAGCAACGCAACACUGAAGAACUUUCGCUAUCACAUCAGUUUGAAGACAGGGGAUGUCCCUGGAGCCAGCACGGAUUCUAGAGUCUACAUCAAGCUCUAUGGAGACAAAUCCGACACCAUCAAGCAAGUUCUUCUCGUCUCUGACAACAACCUCAAAGACUACUUUGAACGUGGCCGGGUGGAUGAGUUCACCCUGGAGACCCUGAACAUUGGGACUAUCAACAGGCUGGUGAUCGGGCACGACAGCACAGGCAUGCACGCGAGCUGGUUUCUGGGCAGUGUCCAGAUCCGAGUGCCCCGCCAGGGCAAGCAGUAUACUUUCCCUGCCAACCGCUGGCUGGACAAGAACCAAGCCGAUGGGCGCCUGGAGGUGGAGCUCUAUCCCAGCGAGGUCAUGGAGAUCCAGAAAUUGGUCCACUAUGAGGUUGAGAUUUGGACAGGGGAUGUGGGUGGUGCAGGCACCACUGCCCGUGUCUACAUGCAGAUCUACGGUGAGCAAGGCAAGACAGAAGUGCUCUUCCUCUCCAGCCGCUCCAAAGUUUUUGACCGGGCAUCCAAGGACACAUUCCAGCUGGAGGCGGCCGACGUAGGUGAGAUCUACAAGAUUCGGCUCGGGCACACGGGCGAGGGCUUCGGGCCCAGCUGGUUCGUGGACACCGUGUGGCUGCGGCAGCUAGUGGUGCAGGAGGUGGAGCUCACACCCGAAGAGGAGGCCCGCAAGAAGAAGGAGAAGGACAAGCUGCGGCAGCUGCUGAGGAAGGAGCGGCUGAAGGCCAAGCUGCAGAGGAAGAAGAAGAGCAGGAAGGGCAGCGACCAGGAGGACGAGGGGGAGGGGGAGGAGGAGUCCUCAUCAGAAGAGUCCUCCUCAGAAGAGGAGGAGGAGGAGACCGAGGAGGAGGAGGAAGAGGAGGAGUUUGGGCCCGGGAUGCAGGAGGUGAUUGAGCAGUACAAGUUUGAAGCCCACCGCUGGCUGGCCCGGGGCAAGGAGGACAAUGAACUUGUCGUGGAGCUGGUGCCGGCUGGCCAGCCGGGUCCUGAGCCCAACACCUAUGAGGUCCAGGUGAUCACUGGGAACGUGCCCAAGGCUGGCACUGACGCUAACGUCUACCUGACCAUCUAUGGCGAGGAGUAUGGAGACACGGGUGAACGGCCCCUGAAGAAGUCAGACAAAUCCAACAAGUUCGAGCAGGGGCAGACAGACACCUUCACCAUCUAUGCCAUUGACCUGGGGCCUCUGGCCAAGAUUCGGAUUCGCCAUGACAACUCAGGCAACAGAGCAGGCUGGUUUCUGGACCGAAUAGACAUCACCGACAUGAACAAUGAGACCACGUAUUACUUUCCAUGCCAACGCUGGCUGGCUGUGGAGGAGGAUGAUGGGCAGCUGUCCAGGGAGCUACUGCCAGUGGACGAGUCGUAUGUGCUGCCACCAAGCGCAGAUGAGGAGGGUGGCGGUGGUGACAACAACCCCCUCGACAACCUGGCCCUUGAGCAGAAAGGUUUCCUAAACUAG